This is a messenger RNA of Emericellopsis cladophorae, 948 nucleotides long. RefSeq lists its product as uncharacterized. Gene Ontology annotation, molecular function: enoyl-CoA hydratase activity. The transcript has a single exon. Bases 1 to 948 code for a protein of 315 amino acids. Gene Ontology annotation, biological process: fatty acid beta-oxidation. Lineage: Eukaryota; Fungi; Ascomycota; Sordariomycetes; Hypocreales; Bionectriaceae. Gene Ontology annotation, cellular component: mitochondrion. The record is from RefSeq and is a predicted model, not a curated record.
AUGGCCCCAAGAACUGUCCUCACCCAGGCGCCCAAGACACGAGGCUUUCUGCGCCGCCUCUACGCCACCACGGCCACCAACCAGCCUCUCAUCACCGUGACGAACCUCCCCUCACCAUCCUCCGGGCACAUUCGCGUGCUCGAGCUCAACCGCCCCAAGGCUCGCAACGCCAUCUCAAAAGACCUCCUGUCCGCCCUCCGCGCCGAGGUCGACGACGUCCACGCGCAGUAUGAAGCCAAUGGCGUCGAAAACGCAUCCUACAACGCAGGCGAGCUCGGCCCAACCAGGGCGCUCGUCCUCGCGUCGGCUGUCGACACCUGUUUCUGCGCAGGCGCCGAUCUGAAGGAGCGCAAGGGUUUCACGCAGGAGGAGACGGCGCAGUUUUUGGGUAAUCUGAGGGGCACCUUUUCGAACCUGGCUGCUCUGCCCAUUCCCAGCAUCUCCGCCAUCUCGAGCUUGGCACUUGGUGGAGGACUCGAGCUCGCCCUGUCGACAACCUUCCGUGUCUUGUCGUCGAAUGCGACAGUGGGUCUGCCAGAGACGCGGUUGGGCAUCAUUCCCGGUGCAGGUGGCACAUAUCGUCUUCCUGGCAUUAUUGGUCUGGCUCGCGCGAGGGAUCUCAUCCUGACGGGCCGACGUGUAGCCGCGCCAGAGGCGUACUUCCUCGGCAUCGCAGAUCGUCUCGUCGAAGUCGUCCCGGAGGAAGGUCAAGAGGGCGCGGAGGUUCUCACGUCCGCUCGUAGGGCAGCGCUGAGCGAGGCUGUCCGAUUCGCCCAGGAGAUCUGCGAGGGAGGUCCUGUUGCCAUUCGUGCGGGUCUGGAGGCGGUCGCGUGGGCACGAGAGGAGAAGGAGAAUGAGAUGUACAAGCGUGUUGUCAACACUGAAGACAGGGAUGAGGCGUUGAAAGCGUUUGGGGAGAAGAGGAAGCCAGUGUUCAAGGGUAAAUAA